AUGGUUGGUUGUUCAGCUUAUAAUUGCACUGGUAAAGGAAAAUCGUUGUUCACAUUCCCCGAAAACCCUAUCAUACGUAGACAGUGGAUUAGAAAUACAAAAAGGGAAAACUUCAAUCCCGGUCCAAGAGCAGCGCUUUGUCAAGACCAUUUCAAGCAAACUUCCUUCGAGAGGAAUCCCGAGUUAAUGGAAUUAACAGGCAUUCGUUUUAAGUUAAAAUUGAAAGCGGAUGCUGUUCCAACGGAAUUCGACUUCUCGUCACCCAAAUUUAAGUGUAAUGUCAAAGGGAAAAGACCGUAUUUGGGGAGCAGGUUUGCGAGCAAAUUUCAGAAACAGCUGGAGCCAAGCCUUAGCCCAAGAAAAAGCCCUGUUACUGCUGCUGGCAAAAGCAAAGCGCUAAUGAAGAGAGCCCGUCAUGAGAUUGUGCAAAAGUUAUUGGCAGAGCAGUCUCCUCCCUCUGAAGAAGACUCUACAGAACUUGCAAUGCCCUUGUUUAUAGACAUUGGCUGCAAUACAGACACCCAACUUCCAGUUAGUGUAUCAGUGCAAACAGAAAAAACAGAGACUGUAAACAGGUAUACCCAAACUGAACGGAAAAAAAAGUCUGUCCAUAAAGCCAUACAAACAGACAGCCAAAUGCAUCCUUUAUGUAUCCAUAGAGUACCAGAUCAGGCGAACGAAGUUUCACCACAAUUGAGCAGUGGUCUUGCUGAGUCCCAUGAGUUUUCUGAGGUAGAAUCUGAAACCAGCAGUGGAUCACAAAGUGAAAACUGGGAUCCUCAAGCAUCAUCUUUCUCAUCUGCCGAGUCUGAAUGUGAAAAGGAGAUUCCACCUCACUUUGAAAGAAAGUUCCUGGUAUUUGAGUCAUGUCUCCUGCAGCUUUUCGCAAUUUGCUCAGUUUGUCUUGGUCCCUGUAUUGAUAUCUCAACCUCCUUGGUGGGCUCAAUGGUACAAGUUGAAGCAUCAUGUCUGCAAGGUCAUGUAAGAAAAUGGAGAAGUCAGCCACUAAUUGGUGAUAUGCCACUUGGAAAUUUUGUCAUUGCUGCAAGUACAUUGUUGUCAGGGUGCUCCCCAGCAAAAAUAUUGCUACUUUUUCACAAUAUGCAAACACCAAGCUUCACAGAGAGGACUUAUCAUAGGAUCCAAAAACUGUAUUUGAUUCCCUCAAUUUUGGAACAUUGGAAGUCUGUUCAACAGCAACUUUUGAGAAGCAGUCAGGGUAUCAGAACACUGGGAGGUGAUGCCAGAAUGGAUUCUCCAGGUCAUACUGCCAAAUAUGGGAGCUAUUCAUUGAUGAAUCUGGAAUCAAACAAAAUAAUCAGUGUUAAUACACUACAGAGCAAUGAAGUUGGUGGUUCAUAUCACAUGGAGCUGGAAGGUUUAAAACGUUGCUUGGAUGAAGUGAAAGCUGCAGGUAUUAACUUCUCGACACUUGUCACAGACAGACAUGCUGGAGUUAAAAAAUACAUGAGAGAAUGUCAUUCAGACAAGAAUCACCGCUUUGAUGUCUUCCAUGUUGCAAAAUCGAUUGCAAGAAAGGUAGAAGAAAUUGGCAAGAAGAGGACAACAGCUGUGGUAAAUGAAUGGGUUCCAUCAAUAAAAAAUCAUGUAUAUUGGUGUGCAUCAACUAGCAAAGAUAGUCCACAACUAAUCAAGGAAAAGUGGCUUUCUCUUUUCAACCACAUCAUUAAUAAGCACGAAGGACAUGAUGGACAACUUUUUAAAUGCUGUGAACAUGGGCCUAUGGAGCGUGAAUGGUUGAUAAAAGGAAAAGCUGCAUAUAAAGAAUUGAAAGACAAAUUGACCAAAACACAACUUCUUAAUGACAUAGCUAAGCUUUCACCUGUGGAACAGACAAGCCAUCUUGAAUCUUUCCAUAACAUUGUUCUCCACUUUGCCCCAAAGCAUACACAUUUUCACUUUCAGGCAAUGACAGCAAGGGUUCUUCUGGCAGCUAUUCAUUUCAAUGAAAAUACUGGCAGACAGCAAUUGGAAACAAAGGAUGGGGAGAAAAGAUGGCAAAUAUCAUAUAUAAAGUACAAACAAACUGGUGUGGUUAAACCAAUUAAGUCAAAAAGCACAUAUGAGUAUGCAAAGAUCAUUAUGGAGAAGGCAGUUCAAAGAAGAAAAGAGCUAAUAACAUAUGCACAAGCAGGUGAUUGUCAUGACUUGAUCAAAAGUCCAGAUCCUCUUUCUGCUGGCCAUAAAAAGGUAUCAAAGCCAGAGCUUGUGAGUCAGCAUAUCUCCCGUUUUUCAAAGACAUCUUGUGCAGGGCCUACAGAGGAACAAAACAACCAAGUUCAAAACAAAAAACCUCUACAUAGAAAAAGAAAAAAGGCAAAUAAUGCAAAUGCUAGAGAAGUAAAGAAAUUAAAAAUUUAGGGAUUUUUCGGUAAUGAUAUAGAAAUGUAUAUCUAGAUGAUGUAGAAAUGUAUAUUCGGUAACAAGGGAACACAAUUAUUACUAUUUUCAUAUGAAAAAACCCUACAGGAAGAAAACAUUAUAUAUCCAAAUGGAAAUAUAAUGUAAUG
Messenger RNA from Rhopilema esculentum, 2531 nucleotides. The record is from RefSeq and is a predicted model, not a curated record. Lineage: Eukaryota; Metazoa; Cnidaria; Scyphozoa; Rhizostomeae; Rhizostomatidae.